Messenger RNA from Striga hermonthica, 717 nucleotides. The record is from the annotation of a GenBank genome assembly. NCBI's taxonomy places the organism in Eukaryota, Viridiplantae, Streptophyta, Magnoliopsida, Lamiales, Orobanchaceae.
AUGUCUUGUUUCAUUUACAUAAGGUCCCUUGGCUUCUUCUUGGCCGUGGCGGCAAUGGCCGUCCGCCAGGCAAUGGCCGUGGUCUAUUCUUCCCCUGUAUUCUGUGCCACUCCGUGGCAACCUACUCAUGCUACAUUUUAUGGCGAUGAAACUGCUUCUGAAACUAUGGGGGGAGCGUGUGGCUACGGGAACCUGUUCAGCAACGGGUACGGGACUGACACGGCGGCUCUUAGCUCGGUUCUUUUCAACAAUGGCUUCGGCUGCGGACAAUGCUUCCAAAUAAAGUGUGACUCCAACAACGGCGGCUGGUGCAACCCGCCACGGACCCAUUUUGACAUGGCCAAGCCGGUCUUCAUGAAGAUCGCCCAAUGGAAAGCCGGCAUUAUGCCCGUCAUGUUCCGUAUAGUGCCGUGCGUGCGCCAGGGUGGGCUUCGGUUCAGCUUCCAAGGGAACGGUUACUGGCUGCUCGUCUACGUGAUGAAUGUGGGUGGCGGAGGGGACAUGGCCAGCAUGUGGGUUAAGGGCACGAAAACCGGGUGGAUAAGCAUGAGCCACAAUUGGGGUGCUUCUUACCAGGUCUUCGCCAACCUCGGAGGACAGGCCCUCUCGUUCAAGAUAACAUCAUACACUUCGCACGAGACGAUUGUUGCUUACAAUGUAGCGCUGGCUACUUGGCAAGCCGGCAUCACCUACUCUACUAAUGUUAACUUCCUCUGA